UCCAGUUUGCUUGUUAAAGGCCGGCCCGUCGGUAGUGUGAGCCAUGUGAACUCUUCUGACCAUGAUGUAAACAAAAUAACUGAUAUUUGUGUUUUAAUAAGUUCGCUUGAUACUGUGGUGUUUGAAGUAUGUGCUAAGGGUGCUCCGCUAGCGGAUUCCGUGUGGAUUUUCGGAAGAGCUCUCGAUUAAUCGAAUCACCAUGGUGCCUGCGUAUUUAUUGCUCUUAGCUGCAUUCUCGCCAGUUUUAGCAGACAUCGGGAUGAUGUUCAAGAAGUACCCUCAGCCGGUGGCAGCGCCAGUCGGUGAUGAAGUGGCUUUCGACUGCGUGGUGAACGUGCCCGGAGACAGGCUGGCAUGGCGAUGGAGGCCUGUGGAUGACCCUCGGUGGAGGGAUGCGAAUGGCACCACGGACAAGACUUCUACCAGGCUGACUGUCAAUGUUAAAGAGGAUACACCCACCUCGCUGUACCAGUGUGUGGUCUGGUACGGCGGGAUCAGCCUGGUCUCAGUUCCCGCGCGCCUGUCAGUAGCGCGAGUGGAGUUGGGCAGCGUUCGUCCUAACACCAGGGUCAUCAGCUCUCCUCCACACAACACUGUUGUACUGCACUGUAAAGAGCCCGUGUCGGAGCCGCCUGCCGUCAUCACCUGGUGGAAAGAAAAUAAGGGUUCAAAGAAGCCGCUGGAGACUCCUCACGGAGUGCUGGUGCUGCACAACGUGACGUCAGACGACAGCGGCAUGUACGGCUGUUCGGCCACCAACGAGCCCUCUGGGAGGACCGUGGACUUGCCCGAGAAAGUCCACCUGAAGAUCCAGCACGGGCAUAGUGAAGUCAAGUUCCUCGAAUCCGAAGAGUACGUGGGUAACAUAGACAACGACGGAGUCUUGACAGUGUCAGUACGACCGAGAGAAGUUCUACGGCUGUGGUGUGGGGCCGUGGGCUCGCCACCCCCACGCGUGGUGUGGAGCCGGGAGAGAAAUGGCCAGAUCCGCGGCAAACACGGCCACAUGCUCGUCAUUGAUCCUUUCACUGCUGAUGAUGAGGACGUCUAUUCCUGCUCUGCCAACGAAGUUCGUCGUUCAUGGAAAGUGAUUGCCCUCCAAGCCCCAUCCUGGGAGGGGUCAGCUCGGAACGUGAACGCCACGGAGGGAGGGGAGGCGCACAUCGCUUGUGGGAUCCCUCACGGACAACCACCACCAACCAUUACCUGGGUCCUGAACUCUGAACCAGUGCAGAGCUCUAAGGGCAAUAGGACUGCAGACACAGAGCUGUUCAUCCGACCUGUAGAGAAGCGACACGCUGGUGUGGUGCAGUGCUUCGCUUGCAACUCACUCGGCUGCGCUUACGAGGCCGCCAUGCUGACUGUCGUGCCGAAGCAGAUAUCUGAGGAUAUGGAUUAUUCAGCUGAAGCUCCCAAAACUAUGCACAGUGCGUUCCAAGCGCCGAAAAGACACAGAGGGAAAAAUCCAAGAAAACACAAAGUGGUGAUGAUGCCGCCAUCCAGACCCAACGUCACCCGGUUGUCUGACACCAGCGUGAUGGUGUCGUGGACGCAGCCUAACCAUGGCUUGACUAUACAGUUUUAUAAGGUCCAGUACAAAGAAGUGUCCAACAUAAGUGACUCGUCGUGGCAGACGGGCAACUGGGACAUACAACCGCAUAUACACGCAUGUGAGGUGGACACCUUACACCCCAACAUUUACUACAAGUUCCGUAUAGCAGCCGUGUACUCCAACCAGGACAACAAGCAAGGGCGCAGCUCGGCAAAGUUCCUUCUCCAGCGCGGGGUAUCUCAUAUACCACGAGCACCACAACUCACUAGCGCAGAAGCUCUGUCACCGCACACCAUACAGCUUAAUUGGACGUGGUCGAUCGGCGACAACAUGCAAGUCCAAGCCGAGGGCUUCUACAUAUACUACCGGGCGCUGGCCUCGGCGGGGAUCUAUGACAAGGUGGCUAUCUCCGGAGGCGGGGCUAGAAGUUACGUGCUGUCUCAUUUGACGCCUGAUACGGCCUAUGAGGCCAAGGUCCGAUCCUACACCACCCAGGCUGCGUCCGAGUUCAGCAGGAUUGUGGAGGCUAAAACACACCGGUCGACGAACGCCCCGACCACUACCACGGAAGCCCCGGUGGAAGACAUGAAGGGUUCAGCGAGAGCACCAGAUCCUUUGGUCACGGCAGGUGGAGCCCUAGGGGCGGUGGCGCUGCUCGUCAUAUUGGCGGUGACGCUACUGCUCUGUAGAAGGGCGAAGAGGCCUCCAGCUGACAAAGAGAAAGGAUCCGUGCCCGAGACCGGGGGCGCUAACGGCUACAUUCAAGCCAAGGUGCCCAUCACCAUUACUGCCAAUCCUAUGCACGCUGAGGGUGGCGAUGGAGGCGUGGAGAUGUCAUUCCUCCACAAUAAUAACUGCGGAAACAAUGGCAGCAACGACGACACACUACCCCACUCCAGGAAAAAUGGCCCCACCAAUCGACAGUACGUGUAAUCAUCCAGUAUUGCCAGAGAGCGUACUUCGGUACAUUGCUAUGUGGAAAAAUUCAAAAUGUGAUAUUAAAUGAGAGCCAUAUUCGAGGUGUUUACGGACUUGUAACAGUACAAAAUAUUAUUUAUAUAUUUACUUAGUAAAGUAAGUUUGAACAUGAAGAACAGGGUUGCGCUAUAAAAUAAGUGUUGCAGGUUACACGGAAUGUUACUUAACUGAUUCUUUUGAAGGUUAAGGCCCAUAUUCUUGCUUCGUUUUAUUAAAGUUUGCAAGGCGUAGGAUCCUUAAGGAUAUCUUAACACUUGACAAGAAGUUUGUUCAAGAGGACAAUUAACGUGAAGCGCUUCAGUGUUGUAAUUUCAACAUUCCUACUCUAAACAUUUUGAGAACCACGAGGGAGGCGGAAUUCCUUUUUUUAUUGUAGGGUUGACGGCACACCAGACUAUAAUAAUAUAUUAUGUUAUAAAAUAGCACCUAGCACAACUAGGUAAAGCGCCACAUAUUUUUAGGGUUCCGUAGUCCUGACAAGGAACCCUUAUUUUGGUUUGAUGUGCCUUCUUCCAUACUUACAUGUACUGAAGAAAAAGGGGGUUAGAAGGGUAUGUCAAUGUAAAUUAGCCGCUCGCAUAUCAAAAUAUCAAACUUAACACAGCAUAGCUUAGCUUUUGCUAUAGCUCGCUCUUAAGCUUUGUCCAUAGUAGUGGCCAAAAUAAGUGUUUCCAAGCAUGACUCUCUAAAAAAAGAACCCGUCAUGCCUUGUCAUACCACUCAUAAGUUUAUUUUCCGCCCUUGUUCCCGAGUAAUUACUCUAUUUUGUGGACAGCCCUGAAGUGGACUGACGACUAGUGCUAAGACUAAUUAUUUAUUAAUAUUUACGACGCUAGAUGGCGUUAAUUAACAGCUUCAAACUUCUCCAUCGCGCGAUCUUUCAUUUAGCUAAUGAAUCUCAUUGAAUCUAACAUUACGAUAACAGUAUAAUUCUACUACUUGCGGUAUAUGGCAAUGUACUUAAUAUGAUUUUUGUUAUUAAUUUUUGUUAGACGUUAUUUAGUUAUUAUUUCAGUGGAAGUGUGAAAAUUUUAUUUGUUUAUUCAUUUAUGCAUUUUUAUUUUGACUGCUUUCUGACUUUUCCUAAGGUUGUGAUGGACCCAGGCAUUUAAAUGUAAUAAUGACAUUAACUUUAGUUAAAUAAACAUACCUGAUAGGUAACGACUGCUUAUUUUACUAAUUUGUUAUCUAGCAGGUAUUUAAGUGUAGAUAUCUGUUGGUAAUAUAAAAUAAUUAAUUUAAAACGUAGCAUGUACGAUAAUGUGAAUACUACGAAAUGUUUAGUAUUAUAUUUUAUCACAAGCAACCUAGCUCGUAAGCACGCUAUACAUUAUUUACAUAAAUAAGCACAUAAAUAAAACCGAAAACUGAAAUGUAUGACAAUGUCACUGAAACAAAUAUUUAAGUAAAUAAGUAUAGCAAUCGUAAGAGAUAGACAUCAUAUCUGUAUUUAUUUGCUCAUUUUUUAUUAAACUGACGAUAUUAAAGUGUAUCUAGAUAAUAUUUGAGCUGAAGAUAAUGUAAGAUCUUAAUCUAGUGCCACUGAAUGUAUAGUUUCUAAUAGAUCACUUAAUUGGCUUAAGCGAAGGCUUUAGGCCGUACGUAAUUUCAUUACAGACGCUAAUUACUUAGUAUUUGUAUCCCUAAUCUGUGUUGAAGUAGGUCCUCGAAUUAAUUAUGUUAAUAGCUGUAUUGUUUAGUUUAAGAGACUCCUUAGUAACACAUAUUUAAUAGAGUUGUAAUUUUAUUGUUCCACCAGCAUAAAUAUAGUUGACGGGGCAUCUUACUACAUUAUAAAAUUGUAAAUAUUCAAUAUAAACUACCUACUUGGCGCGAAUUCACGUGGAAUAUUAUCCUCCAUACCAUCAAAUAUAAACAUUGUGCCAUCAUAACGAUGUAAUACUAUCGUAAUAUAUAGCAUUUUAUUAUAAAUCGAAUAAGUAAAUUGUGGUUUAAAAUGGCGACGUACUGCAUUCUCAUUUAUUAGAGACGAUGGACGAACCUUUUUAGUGAUUUGAGGAGUUGAUUUUUGUUCGUAAAAAAUUCUAACCAGUUUUAAAGAUAUUAAUAUUCACUCUAUUGGAUAUGUGCUCGACGGAUAUCCAUUACUGAAAUUACAGUUAACCUUAAACGUGCAACCAGCUAUUGACUGACUAUUUUCCAUGCAAAUUGAGUCUGAAUUGAUCAAUAUCACUUGACGCCCACUGUGUAUUGUCCGAAGUAGCGGACAUUACCAGUAUUCCCCGGUACUGCACUGCGGACUCUGCCCGCGUUAUGCAUCAGAAAACAAUCGCAAACGCUUCAUCACUGUAUUAUGCGAAUGUUUUAAUUAAAAGUCUGUAACAAACGGCGCGUAUACAAGUUUUGAUAUAAAGCAAAGUUAGUAGCUAAAAAUACAGGGCAAAGCAAACUGUACGGAGCAUGAAAAGUGUGCGAAUGAAAGUUAAUAAUGGCCGAAUUAUUGUCGAACACUACACAAAAACAUUAGUGAAAUUCUUCAAGUAAAAUCUGCGAAUUCUGUAGAUAUUAUAAAGAAACGAUUUUUCUUGGGAUGUAGAAAAUUGGGGAAAACUACGUGCCAUUUUGUUCGUUUCCAAAUGUGCCCGACACAACUUUUCUAGCUCUACAGUUUCGUCACCCUGUAUAAAUGUAUAAAUAUCAAUGCACUCGCGAAUAAGACUGAACAAUGUGAAAAGUCAUUUAGAACAACGAGUUUAAAUUUAAUUUGAUUUUUUAUUGUAACAUCGCUUGUUUCUAUUAAAUAACGCAACUUAAAAAUAAAAGUGGAUUUGUUAAUAGA
This is a messenger RNA of Ostrinia nubilalis (European corn borer), 5330 nucleotides long. It is a transcript of the gene boi, whose product is annotated as interference hedgehog-like. Gene Ontology annotation, biological process: cell-cell adhesion. The transcript has 16 exons. Gene Ontology annotation, molecular function: protein binding. The coding region runs from base 200 to 2485 and encodes 761 amino acids. The record is from RefSeq and is a predicted model, not a curated record. NCBI's taxonomy places the organism in Eukaryota, Metazoa, Arthropoda, Insecta, Lepidoptera, Crambidae.